Molecule: messenger RNA, 3048 nt
Organism: Gekko japonicus
Lineage: Eukaryota; Metazoa; Chordata; Lepidosauria; Squamata; Gekkonidae
Gene: MAPRE1
Product: microtubule associated protein RP/EB family member 1
Exons: 7
Coding region: 56-859 (267 amino acids)
Biological process (GO): protein localization to microtubule plus-end; regulation of microtubule polymerization or depolymerization; spindle assembly
Cellular component (GO): cytoplasmic microtubule; microtubule plus-end; spindle midzone
Molecular function (GO): microtubule plus-end binding
Source: RefSeq, a predicted model, not a curated record
CGUGCGCGUGACGUCAGAUCCCGGGCGAAGGCGGGCGGGGCCGGUUUGAACGAAAAUGGCAGUUAACGUGUAUUCCACCUCGGUGACGAGCGACAAUUUGAGUCGGCAUGACAUGCUCGCCUGGAUCAAUGAGUCCCUUCAGUUGAAUCUGACAAAGAUCGAACAGCUUUGCUCAGGUGCUGCUUACUGCCAGUUCAUGGAUAUGCUCUUCCCUGGUUCCGUAGCGCUGAAGAAAGUGAAAUUUCAGGCAAAGUUGGAACAUGAAUACAUUCAGAACUUCAAGGUCCUACAAGCAGGGUUUAAGAGAAUGGGCGUUGACAAAAUCAUCCCCGUGGACAAACUAGUAAAAGGAAAAUUCCAGGAUAAUUUUGAAUUUGUUCAGUGGUUUAAGAAGUUUUUCGACGCAAACUACGACGGGAAGGACUACGACCCGGUGGCGGCUCGGCAAGGCCAGGAAACGGCAGUAGCUCCACCUCUCGUGACACAGGUUCUGAGCAAGCCCAAGAAGAACCUGGGCUCUGGCGGCACAGCUCCGACACGACCCAUGGUUGCACAGAGAACAACGGUGGCUAAUAAGACCGGACCUGGAAUCAUUAAAAAGGCACCAGGAGGGAUUGGGGAGGAUGAAUCUGCUGAACUGGUCCAACAGAUCAAUGUAUUAAAAUUGACUGUGGAAGACUUGGAGAAGGAAAGGGACUUCUACUUUGGGAAGCUGAGGAACAUAGAGCUGAUUUGCCAGGAGAAUGAAGGGGAAAGCGACCCCGUCCUGCAGAGGAUCGUGGAGAUUCUUUAUGCUACAGAUGAAGGCUUUGUGAUACCCGACGAAGGAGCGCCGCAGGAAGAACAAGAAGAAUAUUAACAGACCCGCCCACUGUACCAGCAGAGCAACAGCAGAAUUCCGAAAUCAGAAUUCUUUUGCCCCAAUCAUGUGCUUUAUCUGUAAAACUACUCCAUUUUAUUCUUAGGACUCACUGGUUUUCUUUUCAUAAGUAAACAAAAAAAAAAGUACCUCUUUCAAGUGCACUUUGCGUAAGUUUUACUACUUCCCCCUCCCCUUCCAUUGGGUUUUUAUUUGAGAGCUCUUUUCCCUCACUUCCUGUAAGCAGAGCAGUAUUAACAUCGAGUGGGUGUCAUUUGGAAGCAAGAGGUCGAGUAUGUGGAGUCGGCAGAGCGGCUCGGGUGCUGGCGAGGGGCUGGUUUGCGGAGGGCUUGCUGUACUGUGUUGUGCUUUGGGGGGGGGGGAGGGCAGGGCGGGGGGAGAGUUGUGUAGCAAAGUUAAUUUCAGGAGUGACUUUGUUUUUUUUCUUGCGGGAAGGCGGAGCAAACACGGAAUUGUUUUCUGCAGUGAAAAGGAAGAUGCCUUAAGGGGGCUUGAAAACGUGCUUCCAGAUGCCAAAUUCUAUGACGGGAAGUUCGAUGUGCUCUAAAUUGGGGUCGGAGAGCCCCGCGUGGCUUUCUUGUUUUGGAAGGAAUUUGCUGAGUCUCUUGCGCGAGGGCGAAAGGGGCCGUUUAAACGGGGCCCGUCCGUGGCCCUGCUGGCUUUCGGAGGGGCGAAACUUUGCUGCCACCCCUCUGGGCUACAGUGGGGUGCGUUGGGGCGUGUGAAGCUCUCCCUGUCUUGCUGCACUGGGCCUGUGGGGAGGAGAGUGAGUGAAUCGGCCAGGCAGGCACGUGUAUCUUCCAAAGCAACAAGGCCGAGGUUUUGAAACCCUUUACCUGCAUAUAUCUAUGCUGCCCCCUUGUUCCUCUCCCGCUUUUGUGUGUCUGGUCCACUGAGUUUUGUGGGUCCUUCUGUUCCUCCCUGCUCCCCUCCCCUCCCCUCCCGACUUGCUGCUUAAACCCGAAUGGAUCGAAUGGCUGGUUUGCAGUGUGGCACUGAGAGCCGUUCCGAUCCGUGAGCCGUGGCAUCCUUGUUGAGUCCAGCUGUUAGCCCGUGGCCCUCUCCAGGGCUCCAGAUGGGUUAAUGGGGCACGGGGGGAGAAUGAAUCAGUAUGUAUCGGAUAGGAAUGUGAAUGUUGCAGGCGAUAUUGCAGUGCUUGGGAUGAAUUUUGACACGAGCAGUAUUUCCUACUUGACCCUGUCCCGCCCCCCUCCUGUCCGUGAGCAAACAGCCCUCUCCCCUCAAAUCGCUGCUCUUUGGGAGGGUCUUUGAGAUGUCUGCCCCCCCCCCCGGCCGCAGUCAAGACUUAAGCCUUGGAGCUCGGAGUAGCUCUUGUUCAUUUGCUUCUGGUGGUUGUGUUCUAAAUGUGUGUAGAAAGCAGAGCGGUCCCCCCCCUCCCCCGGUGACUGUUGUGUAGUGCAUGAACCCCAAGGGAAAAAAACAGAGAGGUCAGAGGAAGACCGAAAACGAACCGAAUGCCAAAAAAACGCAAGCCAUUAAUUUCAGACAUCAGAGGUGCUAUUUCUCUCGUGGCCUUCUAGAUCCUCUAUUCCACUCACUCCUCUUGACAGGGUUUUUUCUACUUUUAAACAGUUUCUAAAUAAAGUUCUGUUUCAAGAAUGCCGUGUCUGCUGGAGUGUCGUGUUCUGGUGGGGGUUGGUUCCCGGCGUGGCCCGAAGGCGUCUCGCACCCUUCGGCACGAAGCCUUUGCAACUCUUUACCCUUGGUGCUGGAAGUCACUGCUCCGUUCUCACUGCCCUGAGCUUCUGGAAGUGGCUGGUGGUAUGCUCGGUGGUUUGGGAGAGCGUUCUCCAGGAGGACCCCCUGGGAUGGAGCCCUCCUAAUAGCCUUUGCCAGUAAGGGAGUUGAGUAACAGCCAGGCGUGGGGGUGGUUGUAUCUUUGUGGUCGCGUGCAUCAAACAAACGCUGUGUCACUGGUCACUUCAGUUGUUGGUCCCUGUCUGUCUUUCUGUCCGCCAUCAGUGUCUCUUGUAUGAAAGGGCUAAUUGCCACGAGGCCUUACAGGCAUUCAGGUCCGAGCACCUGCACGACUCAAAAGCAGAAAUGUGGAGGAGGCCUUGUGCCAGAGUGUCAGAACGUUGCAUUUUAAGCCUCCCGAAUCACGUUUGGGUACUAACAAGUGUUGCUAGAAUAAACAGUCAAGCUCA